Morus notabilis is the source of this 1694-nucleotide messenger RNA. RefSeq lists its product as uncharacterized. Bases 7 to 1563 code for a protein of 518 amino acids. The record is from RefSeq and is a predicted model, not a curated record. NCBI's taxonomy places the organism in Eukaryota, Viridiplantae, Streptophyta, Magnoliopsida, Rosales, Moraceae. The transcript has 2 exons.
AAUCUGAUGAAUAUCUCGUUUGAUGGAAGCAGAACAUAUGAGCAGCUGCAGAAUCAAGAGAUUAGUGAAAUGAUUCAUCCAAAGGAAAAUUCAGGUAAGACGUCACUGAACACCAGCCAACCAACUAUGCGUUUGAUGGGUAAAGAUGUUCCAAUUGGUAAAAGUAGCAAAGAAAUGCAAGGAUUUGAGGAUGGAAAGGUUUGGACUGAUACGGAAAUUGCCGUAGAGCAUUGUACAUCAGGUGCUUGCCUGAAUAGUUCCCCCACGAAAAGAAAUUUUCAGGAGUGGAUUCCGCAAAUGUCAGGAGGACAGUACAAAGAAACUGUAAUACAAUCUCUGGGAAUUGAGAGUGAGAAGUGUGCUCAAAACCACUUACUCAUUAAAGGACCAGGGCCUAGUUUUUCUCAUCCUUACUUCGAUUGGCAAACGAACGGAGCAUUCGAAAGUAGCAACUUUGGUGCCAACAGAAAUCCUAGUUCUAAUUUAUUCCCUUAUGCUCCUUUACCCACUGCUUCUAGAUUAUUUAGUCGGGUGCCUAAUUUCCAGGAUUUUUUCAUUUCUGGAGCUGAACCUGUACGACUUGGUUCUCAACUUCCGGUGCUGUCUACUCCACAGAAUUCCUGCGAGCAUGGGCACUGGAGACCAGCUGAACUCUCUCACAGGCAGAACUUACCACAUUUUACAGAUCCCGGGUUUGAGUUUCCUUUCUUAAAUCCAGAUUCUAGAGUAAAUGUUCAAUCCUCAUGGUUUGAGAACUCGAAGAGCCUGCCCCCGUGGUUGUUACAUGCAAAGCAGCAGGGAAAGACACCAAUGAUAUCUUCUCAACAAGGUCCAAUUGCGGCAAGCAAAAACCAUCAGCACAUUUCAUCCAGAACAAAUAUUCUCAAUAGGCCAUCAAUUUACCAUUCAGCAGAAGCAUGUUCUUAUCCUUGUGGUCCUGGUACUUUACAUUCACAAAUGAACAGUUCACUUGGUUCAGCCACUAUAGUUAUCCCUCCCCUUGGUCCGAUAAUUUCCAGGGUAAAACCAGCAUCUGCCAUGAACACAGGCUACAGAAAUAGAAUGAAGGUGAAAGAAAGACUGAAAUCAAAAGCUUUUGGCGUCAAAGACCUUUAUCCUUGCAAGAAAACUAACAAGAGACUUGUGACUAAAUCGCUUGAUUUAGUAAAGCCCACCAGAAUCCUCAACUUAGAAAAGCAAGAAAAGUUUAGUGCUUUGGCAAGGUGCUCGGCUCAGAACCUGUACAGUGAAAUGCAACGUGACAUAGUGGGAGAUGACCUUCAUUCAAACAGGGUCAAAGACAUUGGUCUGGAAUGCCAACGAACUGAAACUCAAGACUUUGGAAUUGGAAUUGCUGGUAAUGAGUCCUCAAGAGUGGAUAUUAUGGCAAGAUCGGGCCCUAUCAAAUUAAGCGCCGGAGCAAAGCACAUUCUGAAACCAAACCAAAACAUGGAUCUAGAUAACUUCAUGCCGAUCCACUCUACGAUCCCAUUUGCUGCGGCGACUAAUGUCAGUAUGGUACCCGAGUCUCAGAAGAAAGCAGCAAAGAUCUACAGGUUUUAGAUGUACACGAGACUGCUUAUAUCUGACUACAUGAACCGCUGACUUCAAAGAAAUUAAGCUCUUAGUGCUUUUCAAUAGUAUGAUCAUCGGAAUCUAUUUAAUUGCCAAGAACUUGUUUCCUUUUUUUUUUU